Molecule: messenger RNA, 3216 nt
Organism: Vicia faba (fava bean)
Lineage: Eukaryota; Viridiplantae; Streptophyta; Magnoliopsida; Fabales; Fabaceae
Source: the annotation of a GenBank genome assembly
AUGGAAGUCGGAGAGGAAGAAGGAAACACAGUUGAGAGGAUUUUUGUUGCGAUCAGAGUUAGGCCUUUGAACGAAAGGGAAAAAGCGAGACAAGAUGUAUCAGAGUGGGAAUGCGUUUCUCAUAACAGCGUCAGGUUGAAGAACAAUGGCCAUGCCGAACCGCGAUCACCGACGGAUACAUAUACAUUUGAUAGGGUGUUUGGGGAAAAGUGUCCUACUAAGCAAGUUUAUGAGCAAGGGAUUAAGGAUGUUUCCCUUUCAGUAGUUAGGGGUAUCAACUCUAGCAUUUUUGCAUACGGGCAAACAAGCAGUGGAAAGACGUAUACCAUGACGGGAAUUACUGAACUUGCCGUGAGUGAUAUAUAUCAAUACAUAGAAAAGCAUAAAGAAAGAGAGUUUGUUGUGAAGUUCUCUGCCAUGGAAAUUUAUAAUGAAGCUGUGAGAGAUCUUCUCAAUUCAAAUGCUACCUCACUAAGACUCCUUGAUGAUCCAGAGAAAGGGACUGUUGUCGAGAAACUUACUGAGGAGACUCUGACAGAGAGAAGUCGGUUGCAGCAACUUAUAUCAAAAUGUGCAGCUGAAAGGACAACAGAAGAGACUGCCAUGAAUGAAACAAGCUCCAGAUCUCAUCAAAUUCUUCGACUGACAGUUGAAAGCAAUCCGGGUGAUUUUGUAGGCACUGCAAGAUCUGGUGCACUUUUUGCCAGUGUGAAUUUUGUGGAUCUAGCAGGAAGUGAGCGUGCUUCUCAAGCAUUAUCAGCAGGGACAAGAUUGAGAGAAGGUAGCCACAUCAAUCGCAGUUUACUGACACUCGGAACAGUAAUCAGGAAACUAAGCAAGGAAAGAAAUGGGCACAUACCUUACAGAGACUCUAAGCUUACUCGCAUUCUGCAUAACUCUUUAGGAGGCAAUGCCAGAACAGCCAUCAUUUGUACAAUUAGUCCUGCCCGCAGCCAGGUUGAGCAAUCCAAAAAUACUCUAUUUUUUGCUGCUUGCGCAAAACAGGUGACUACUAAUGCUCGGGUCAACGUCGUGAUGUCAGACAAGGUUUUGGUAAAGCAACUACAAAAGGAAUUGUCUAGAAUGGAGAAUGAGUUGAAGAGCUUAAAUACCAUCGUACUAAAGGAAAGGGAACUUCAGAUUAUACAGAUGGAUAAGGAAAUUAAAGAUUUGACUCGGCAACGUGAUCUCUUUCAAAAUUUGCUCAAGUCAGUUGGAAAAGAUGGGGUUUUAAGAGUAGAUCAAGAUUGGGCCUCAGAAUGGUCAGGUGUUGCUAAUGAUCCUAGUCCAGUUAGAUGCAUCAAUUCUGGGCAUUUUGACAGAACUACAUCCAUUUCGUCUAUUUCCAAUGAGCACCUUUUCAAGCAAUCUGAGAAUUCUGAAGACAACUUUCUCUUGGAUGGUUGUCCUCCCACGUUUGUUGGGCCUGAUCCAUGUCAAGGUUGGGAGGAAAUGGAUAGGAGAUCUGAAUCUAGAGAUAACUGCAAGGAAAUACCGUGUAUUGAAAUAAAAGAAGUAGAAACGGAACACAAAACAGAUAUUAAUAUGUCCAUUCCUGCUUCUGAAGAAAGUGAAAGAAAUUCACCCGUGCUUCAAUUUAAGGAAGUAGAUGAUAAAUCAUCCUCAGGAAAUGGGCAUGGUGAUCAAUAUGCUCUUCAGCAAAAAACUGAGGACAUUAAAAGGACCAAGGACCAUCUUGUAGACCUCUCUGAAAAAUAUAAUGACACAUUUGAAUCCAAAUCUAGAUGCUUGGCUUCCAUGUCUCCUCAAGUAGAUAAGGUUGAUCAGGAAGAUUCGCCACAUUCUCAAUUCGGUAAGUUGGAGCAGAAUGUGUCACCUCCUUCGUUUAAUAAGCUAGACCAGGAAUCCACAUCACCUCUUCAGUCUGAUCAGGAAGAUUCUCCACAUUCUCAAUUUGGUAAGUUGAAGCAGAACGUGUCACCUCUUUCGUUUAAUAAGCUAGACCAGGAAUCCACGUCACCUCUUCAGUCUGAUCAGGAAGGUUCACCACAUUCUCAAUUCGGUAAGUUGAAGCAGAAUGUGUCACCUCCUUCGUUUAACAAGCUAGACCAGGAAUCCACAUCACCCCUUCAGUCUGAUCAGGAAGAUUCACCACAUUCUCAAUUCAGUAAUUUGGAGCAGAAUGUGUCACCUCCUUUGUUUAAUAAGCUAGACCAGGAAUCUACAUCACCUCUUCAGUCUGAUCAGGGAGAGCUUAAAACUGUGUCACCUCCUGAACUUGAUGAUCUGGACCAAGUAUCAUUCAAAUUUCAAGCUGGUGUUGAUAAGGAAUAUUCUCUUCAGUCUGAUCAGGAACCCACAUCACCUCCUCAGUCUGAUCAGGAAUCCACAUCACCUCCUCAGUCUGAUCAGGAAGAGCUUAAAACUGUGUCACCCCCAGAACUUGAUGAUCUGGAACAAGUAUCAUUCAAAUCACCGGCUGGUGUUGAAAAGGAAUAUUCUACUAAUUUGGACCGCUUUCCUGAGAAGCUAUUCGAACCGAAGUUACGCGCUAAAAGAAGAAAAUCUUCUCUAAUUCACAAGAUGAAUGCUUCAGUGGAAGAUGCAGAAUCUGUUAUGGAUUCUGAUUCAGAGGAAACUUCCAGCGUCCUCAAUUUUGAACCAAGAAUGAACGAAAAUAAGCAGAAACCAGUGGACAUGGACAUUAAUAAUCUUAUGGUACCUGUGAGGAUGCCUCGGGACAAUAAAAAUGUGAACAGAGUAAGAGGUCUCAGUUUCCCGGGAGUUUGGGGGGAUUUAAUACCCUCUAAAUUUGAGAUGCAGCAGAGAGAUAUAAUCAAACUUUGGGAUACUUGCAAUGUGCCUCUUGUACAUAGAUCCUAUUUUUUCCUUCUCAUCCAAGGAGAAGAAGGUCUUGAUGUCACACCUAAUUCAAGUCUCGCGUCUCUGACUCGUGAGAGGAAAAUGCUCAGUAAGCAAGUGCAUAAGAAGUUUUCAAGGAGGGCAAAAGAGGAACUAUACCUGACGUGGGGCAUUGAUUUGAAGACUAAGAACAGAAGCACACAAUUGGCAUGGCUCAUAUGGACAGAUACAAAAGAUUUGAACCACGUAAGAGAAAGCGCUGCACUUGUUGGGAAGCUGGUUGGUUUUAUUAACAUGGGCGAGGCCUCAAAGAAAACUUUUGGACUUGGCUUCUUAAUCGGACGUAAAAGCAGUGAAUCCCUCGAUUGGAAGGAUGCAAUGUCCCCUCUUUAA